Ceratotherium simum simum (southern white rhinoceros) is the source of this 10995-nucleotide messenger RNA. The record is from RefSeq and is a predicted model, not a curated record. Lineage: Eukaryota; Metazoa; Chordata; Mammalia; Perissodactyla; Rhinocerotidae.
CCAUCUCCCAUCCCAACUGCGAGUGGUUGAGUCCCUUGGCGGGGUGCGGCGGCGGUAGGUGUGGCGUAUGGGAUUCCCGAGCUGACGUGGCUUAAAUUUGGGAGGCGGGGCAGCUAAAGCCUCCGGUGGCAGCCUCUUUCAGAAAUGCUGAGCCGAUUGUCAGGAUUAGCAAAUGUUGUUUUACAUGAAUUAUCAGGAGAUGACACUGAUCAGAAUAUAAGGGCUUCCUUAGAUCCUGAAUUACCCCAACCAUCUGACAUGGAAUUUAAUGAUAGAACACAAGAGGAUGUUCUGGAGCGCCUGGCUUAUGCAGAGCAGUUGGUGGUGGAGCUAAAAGAAGUCAUUAGACAGAAGGAUAUUCAGCUGCAGCAACAGGAUGAAGUUCUACAGGAAGAAAGAAAAGCUGCUGAGAACAAAAUAAAAAAGCUAAAACUUCAUGCUAAGGCCAAAUUAACUUCUUUGAAUAAACAUAUAGAAGAAAUGAAGGCACAAGGAGGGACUGCUCUGCCUACAGAACCUCAGUCAGAGGAGCAACUCUCUAAGCAUGACAAGAGUUCUACGGAGGAAGAGAUGGAAGUAGAAAAGAUAAAACAUAAGCUCCAGGAGAAGGAAGAACUAAUUAGCAGUUUGCAAGCCCAGCUUACCCAGGCACAGGCAGACCAAACUGCACAGUUUGAUAAGAAUUCGAAAGAGAUGGAAGAAUUUUUAAUGAUGAAGCAACAGCUCCAAGAGAAGGAGGAACUCAUUAGCACUUUGCAAGCCCAGCUCAGCCAGACGCAGGCAGAGCAAGCUGCUCAGUUGAGUUCCAUGCAGCAGGUGGUCCGAGAGAAAGAUGCCCGCUUUGAAACACAGGUUCGUCUUCAUGAAGAUGAGCUUCUUCAGUUAGUAACCCAGGCAGAUGUGGAAACAGAGAUGCAACAGAAAUUGAGGGUGCUGCAGAGGAAGCUUGAAGAGCAUGAAGAAGCCUUGUUGGGUCGUGCUCAGGUCGUGGACUUGCUGCAACAGGAGCUGACUGCUGCUGAACAGAGAAACCAGAUGCUCUCUCAGCAGUUACGGCAGAUGGAAGCUGAGCACAAUACUUUAAGGAACACUAUUGAAACAGAAAGACAGGAGUCCAAGAUGCUGAUGGAGAAGAUGGAACUUGAAGUGGCAGAGAGAAAAUUAUCCUUCCAUAACCUGCAGGAAGAAAUGCAUCAUCUUCUGGAACAGCUUGAGCAAGGAGGCCAAGCCCAGGCUGAACUACAGUCCCGGUACAGUGCUUUGGAGCAGAAGCACAAAGCGGAAAUGGAAGAGAAGACCUCUUACAUUUUGAGUCUUCAAAAGACUGAACAAGAGCUGCACUCUGCCUGUGAUGCCCUAAAGGAUGAAAAUUCAAAGCUUCUCCAAGAUAAGAGUGAACAGGCAAUUCAUUCAGCCCAGGCCAUUCAACAGCUGGAAGAUCAACUCCAGCAGAAAUCCAAAGAAAUUAGCCAAUUUCUAAAUAAACCAACCUUGCAAAGACAUGAAACAGCAUCUCAAACUUCUUUUCCAGAUGUUUAUAAUGAGGGCACACAGGCAGUCACUGAGGAGAAUAUUGCCUUUUUGCAGAAGAGAGUGGUAGAACUAGAGAACGAAAAGGGAGCCUUGCUCCUUAGUUCUGUGGAGCUGGAGCAGCUGAAAGCUGAGAAUGAAAAACUGUCUUCUCAGAUUACUCUCCUGGAGGCUCAGAAUAUAACUGGAGGGGCAGAUAGAGAAGUCGGUGAGAUCAGCAGAGUUGAUAUUACCAGGCUCAACAAGAGUAGCUCUUCUGCCGAGGAAAGUGGACAAGAUGUGCUAGAGAACACAUUUUCCCAGAAACAUAAAGAACUAUCAGUUUUAUUGCUGGAAAUGAAAGAAGCUCAAGAGGAGAUUGCAUUUCUUAAGUUGCAGCUCCAGGGUAAAAGGGCAGAGGGGGACGCUGAGGUCCUUGACCAGAAAGAAAUGAAGCAGAUAGAGAAUGAAGGAGUAUCUCCAGUUAGAAUGACAGUAUUGCCUGAAGAUACAGGGCAGCAUUUUCCCCCAGUGCCAAAUGAAGAGGGCAGUCUUCCAACAAUUGAAAAAGAAGAGCAGAUGAGCACUGAACAUCCACAAAGAACAUCUGAGGAAAUAUCUCUGAAUGACACUGGAAUGGAAUUGAAAUCAGCAAAGCAGGGUGAUGUUGAUAACCUGGCUUCUGCUGUACCAGAUAUUUGUGAGAGUCACCAGGAUGAAUUGGAAAGACUAAAAAGUCAAAUUUUGGAGCUUGAGAUAAGCUUUCAUAAAGCAGAAGAAACCUAUGAGAAAAAUUUAGAUGACAAAGCUAAGGAAAUAAGCAACCUAACCCAGUUGAUUGAAGAGUUAGAGAAAAAUGCAGAAAACACCAACAGUGCAUUCAGUGCUUUGUCUGAAGAAAGAGACCAGCUUCUUUCUCAGGUGAAGGAAUUUAGUGUAGUAACAGAACUGAGGGCUCAGGUACAACAACUGGAAGUGAACCUUGCAGAAGCAGAAAGGCAAAGAAGACUUGACUAUGAAAGUCAAACUGCUCAUCACAACUUGCUUACUGAACAGAUCCACAGUCUCAGCAUAGAAGCCAAAUCUAAAGAUGUGAAAAUUGAAGUUCUACAGAAUGAACUGGAUGAUGUGCAGCUUCAGUUUUCUGAGCAGAAUACACUGAUAAAAAGUCUGCAAAGCCAGCUGCAGAAGAAGGAAAGUGAAGUGCUUGAGGGAGCAGAACAUGUGAGGGAUAUCUCAAAUAAGAUGGAAGAACUUUCACAGGCUCUUUCACAGAAGGAACUUGAAAUAGCAAAAAUGGAUCAACUCUUACUAGAGAAAAAGAGAGAUGUGGAAACCCUCCAACAAACCAUUGAGGAGAAGGAUCAGCAAGUGACAGAAAUCAGCUUUAGUAUGUCUGAGAAAAUGGUUCAGCUCAAUGAAGAGAAGUUUUCACUUGGAGUUGAAAUUAAGACUCUCAAAGAACAGCUGAAUUUAUUAUCCAGAGCUGAGGAAGCAAAAAAAGAGCAAGUGGAAGAAGAUCAAGAAGUUGUUUCUGGCCUUAAGCAGAAUUAUGAUGAGUUGAGCCCAGCCGGGCUAAUAAGUAAAGAAGAACUUCAGCAUGAAUUAGACCUUGUAAAGAAAGAAAGUGAGCAGAGAAAGAGAAAGCUCCAGGCAGCUCUUAUUAACAGGAAGGAACUUCUACAGAGAGUCAGUAGAUUGGAAGAGGAAUUGGCCAAAGUGAAAGAUGAAUCUAGAAAAGAGAUCCCACUCAAUGAGAGUGAGAGGGGGGAGAUGGAGGAAGAUAAGGAAAGCAAAGAGGACUCAGAAAAAUGUAUGACUUCUAAGGGCCAAGAAAUAGAAAUUUCUUUAAAACAGACAAUAUCUGAGAAAGAAAUGGAACUAGAGCACAUAAGGAAGGAUUUGGAAGAAAAGGCAGCAGCCGAAGAACGGUUACAGGCUGUGGUCAAACAAAUGAAUCAGAACCUGCACGAGAAGACAAACCAAAUAGAUUUGCUCCAAGCAGAAAUCAUCGAAAACCAAGCAAUUAUCCGAAAGUUAACCACAGGUAAUAAGGAUGCAGGUGAUGGAGACUCAGCAGCACCUGUAAAAGAAACAGAGGCGAUCAGUCCACCUGGUGCAGGCGGUGGAGAACACUGGAAACCAGAACUGGAAGAAAAGAUAUUGGACCUCGAAAAAGAAAAGGAGCAACUUCAAAAGAAGCUACAGGAAGCGUUAACCUCUCGCAAGGUGAUUCUAAAAAAGGCGCAGGAGAAAGAAAGACAUCUUAAGGAAGAGCUAAAGCAACAGAAAGAUGACUAUAAUCGCUUGAGAGAACAGUUCGAUGAGCAAAGCAAGGAAAACGAGAACAUGGGAGACCAGCUAAGGCGACUCCAGUUUCAAGUAAGGGAGUCUAUAGACAGAAAACUCCCAAGCACUGACCAGCAGGAACCGAGCUCUCCCGCUCAAGGUUUAGAAGAAACUUUAUUCAAAGCCACAGAGCAGCAACCUGCUCAACCUGUUUUGGGGUCUGACUUGUGCCCAGACUGGCCUUCUCAUCCUGAAGAUGCAAGUGCUCUGCAGGGCAGUACUUCUGUUGCUCAGAUUAAGACCCAGCUGAAAGAAAUAGAGGCUGAGAAAGAAGAAUUAGAAUUGAAGGUUAGUUCUACAACAAGUGAGCUUACCAAAAAAUCAGAAGAGAUAUUUCAGUUACAAGAGCAGAUAAAUAAACAGGGUUUAGAAAUCCAAAGUCUGAAGGCAGCAUCCCAGGAAGCUGAAGCCCACACAGAGAGCCUGAGGGAGAAACUGGAAAGCAGUCAACUAGAAAUUGCUGGACUAGAACAUUUAAGAAAAUUACAGCCUGAACUAGAUGAACUGCAAAAACUCUUAAGCAAAAAGGAAGAAGAAGUUGGAUACCUUUCUGGACAGCUUAGCGAGAAAGAAAAAGCCCUUACUAAAGUGCAGACAGAGAUAAUAGAACAAGAGGAUUUAAUUAAGGCUUUGCGUACACAGCUGGAAAUGCAAGCCAAAGAACAUGAUGAGAAGAUAAAGCAGUUACAGGUGGAACUUUGUGAAAUGAAGCAAAAACCAGAAGAGACUGGAGAAGAAAGUAAAGCAAAGCAACAAAUACAGAGGAAGCUGCAAGCUGCCCUUAUUUCCCGAAAAGAAGCACUAAAAGAAAACAAAGGUCUCCAAGAGGAGUUGUCUUUGGCCAGAGAUACCAUUGAACAUCUCACUAAGUCUCUGACAGAUGUGGAAAGCCAAGUUUCUGCUCAAAAUAAAGAAAAAGAUACAUUCUUAGGAAAGUUAGCUCUUCUUCAGGAAGAAAGAGACAAACUCAUUGCAGAAAUGGACAGAUCAUUAAUGGAAAAUCAGAGUCUCAAUGGCUCUUGUGAAAGUCUGAAAUUAGCUCUGGAGGGUCUUACUAAAGACAAGGAAAACUUAGUGAAGGAAAUUGAAUCUUUGAAAUGUUCUAAGAUUGCAGAAAGCACUGAGUGGCAAGACAAACACAAAGAGUUACAAAAAGAAUAUGAAAUUCUUCUGCAGUCCUAUGAGAAUGUUAGUAAUGAGGCAGAGAGGAUUCAGCAUGUGGUGGAAGCCGUGAGACAAGAGAAGCAAGAACUAUAUGGCAAGUUAAGGAGUGUAGAAGCAAACAAGAAAGAGACAGAAAAGCAGUUGCAGGAAACUGAACAGGAAAUGGAAGAAAUGAAAGAAAAGAUGAGAAAGUUUGCUAAAUCAAAACAGCAGAAAAUCCUAGAGUUAGAAGAAGAGAACGACCGGCUUAGAGCAGAAGUACCUCCUGCAGGAGGUACAUCUAAAGAUUGUAUGGAAGAAAGAAGUUCCAAUUCCAACAUGAAGGAGGAACUAGAAAGGGUCAAAACAGAGUAUAAAACCCUUUCUAAGGAGUUUGAGGCUUUAAUGGCUGAAAAGGACUCCCUAAGUGAAGAGGUUCAAGGUUUAAAGCAUCAGAUAGAAGGUAAUGUAUCCAAACAAGCUAGCCUAGAGGCCACUGAGAAACACGAUAACCAAAUGAAUGUCCUUGAAGAGGCCACACAGACUGUCCCAGGUGAAGCUGAUGAGCAAGACUCUCCGAGCGUGAGCACAAAGCCUGAAUAUUCAGAAUCCAUUCUAUCAGAGAACAGUGCCAAGCCUGAUAUAACUGAGAAUUUCAGCUCACAUGAUGAAAUUAAUAACUAUCUGCUGCAGAUUGAUCAGCUCAAAGAAAGCAUUGCUGAAUUAGAGGAGGAGAAGCAGAAAGAAAAAGAAUUUGGCCAGACUUUAGAAAAUGAGAGAAAUGCUUUGCUGAAUCAGAUGUCAGCAAAAGAUAGUGAACUAAAAAUGCUUCAGGAAGAAGUAACCAAAAUUAACCUUUUAAAUCAGCAAAUCCAAGAAGAACUUGCCCGAGUUACCAAGCUAAAGGAGACAGCAGAAGAAGAGAAAGAUGAUUUGGAAGAGAGGCUUAUGAAUCAAUUAGCAGAACUUAAUGGAAGCAUUGGGAAUUAUUAUCAGGAUGUUACAGAUGCCCAAAUGAAAAAUGAGCUGCUGGAGUCUGAAAUGCAGAACCUUAAAAAGUGUGUGAGUGAAUUGGAAGAAGAAAAGCAGCAGUUAGUCAAGGAGAAAACUAAGGUGGAAUCAGAAAUACGAAAGGAAUAUAUGGAGAAAAUACAAGGUGCUCAGAAAGGACCUGGCAAUAAGAGCCAUGCAAAGGAACUUCAGGAGCUGUUAAAAGAAAAACAACAGGAAGUAAAGCAGCUGCAGAAGGACUGCAUCAGGUACCAAGAGAAAAUUAGUGCCCUGGAGAGAACUGUUAAGGCCCUAGAAUUUGUUCAGACUGAGUCCCAAAAAGAUUUGGAAAUAACCAAAGAAAAUUUGGCUCAAGCCACUGAAAACCGCCAGAAGGCAGAAACAGAAUUAGCUAGCUUCAAAGUACUGCUAGAUGACACUCAAAGUGAAGCAGCAAGGGUUCUAGCAGACAAUCUCAAGUUGAAGAAGGAACUUCAGUCAAAUAAAGAAUCAGUUAAAAGCCAAAUGAAACAAAAGGAUGAAGAUCUUGAGCGUAGACUGGAGCAGGUAGAAGAGAAACACCUGAAAGAGAAGAAGAAUAUGCAAGAGAAGCUGGAUGCUUUGCGUAGAGAAAAAGUCCACUUAGAAGAGACAUUUGGAGAGAUUCAGAUGACUUUGAACAAGAAAGACAAAGAAGUUAAGCAACUUCAGGAGAACUUGGAUAGUACUGUGGCCCAGCUUGCAGCUUUCACUAAGAGCAUGUCUUCCCUCCAGGAUGAUCGGGACAGGGUGAUAGAUGAAGCCAAGAAAUGGGAGAGGAAGUUCAGUGAUGCUAUUCAAACCAAAGAAGAAGAAAUUAGACUCAAAGAGGAGAAUUGCAGUGUUCUAAAGGAUCAACUUAAGCAGAUGUCCAUCCAUAUGGAGGAAUUGAAGAUCAACAUUUCUAGGCUUGAACAUGACAAGCAGAUUUGGGAGUCCAAGGCCCAGACAGAGGUCCAGCUUCAGCAGAAGAUCUGUGAUACUCUCCAGGGGGAAAACAAAGAACUUUUGUCCCAGCUAGAAGAGACUCGACAUCUGUACCACAAUUCUCAGAAUGAAUUGGCUAAGUUGGAAUCAGAAUUGAAGAUUCUCAGAGACCAGUCAAUUGAUUUGAAUAACUCUUUAGAAAAAUGUAAGGAAAAUAAAGAAAAUUUGGAAGGGAUCAUAAAGCAGCAAGAGGCUGAUAUCCAAAACCAUAAGUUCAGUUAUGAACAGCUAGAGACUGAUCUUCAGGCCUCCAGACAACUGACCAGUAAGCUGCAUGAAGAAAUAAACAUGAAAGAGCAGAAGAUUAUAAGCCUGGUUUCUGCCAAAGAACAGGCAAUCCAAGUAGCUGUUGCUGAACUGCAUCAGCAACAUGAUAAACAAAUUAAAGAAUUGGAAAAUCUGCUGUCCCAGGAGGAAGAGGAGAAUAUCGUCUUAGAAGAGGAGAACAAAAAAGCCGUUGACAAAACCAAUCAGCUUAUGGAAACACUGAAAACCAUCAAAAAGGAAAACAUGCAGCAGAAGGCUCAGUUGAACUCCUUCGUUAAAUCCAUGUCUUCUCUCCAGGAUGACCGUGACCGCAUAGUCGGUGACUACCAACAGCUAGAAGAGCGACAUCUCUCUGUAAUCUUGGAAAAAGACCAACUCAUCCAAGACGCUGCUGCCGAGAAUAAUAAGCUUAAAGAAGAAAUUCGGUGCUUGAGGAGUCAUAUGGAUGAUCUCAAUUCUGAGAAUGCCAAGCUAGAUGCAGAACUGAUCCAAUAUAGAGAAGACCUGAACCAAGUGAUAUCAAGAAAGGACCAUCAGCAAAAGCAACUCCUUGAAGCUCAGCUUCAGCAGAAUAAGGAGCUAAAAAGUGAAUAUGCUAAAUUAGAAGAAAAGCUAAAGGAGUCUGAGGCAGCAAAGGAGGAUCUGCAGAGGUCCUCUAUUGUCCUACAGGAAGAGAAACAAGGUUUAUCUAAAGAGAUUGAGAACUUGGAAGUAUCUAUAUCUCAACUAAGGAAACAAUUGACAGCCUUGCAAGAAGAAAGUACUGUAGGAAUAUUUCAGGCCCAAUUAAAAGUAAAAGAAGAAGAGGUACAGAGGUUAAAUACUACCCUUUCCUCCUCUCAGAAGAGAAUUACAGAACUGGAAGAGGAAUUGGUUUAUGUUCAGAAGGAAGCUGCCAAGAAGGUGGGUGAAAUUGAAGAUAAACUGAAGAAAGAGUUAAAGCAUCUUCAUCACGAUGCAGGGAUAAUGCGAAAUGAAACUGAAACAGCAGAAGAGAGGGUGGCGGAGCUAGCAAGAGAUCUGGUGGAGAUGGAACAGAAGUUACUCAUGGUCACCAAAGAAAAUAAAGAUCUCACAGCACAAAUCCAAUCUUUUGGAAGGUCUAUGAGUUCCCUGCAAAAUAGUAGAGAUCAUGCUAAUGAGGAGCUUGAUGAACUGAAAAGGAAAUAUGAUGCCAGUCUGAAGGAGUUGGCACAGCUGAGAGAAGAACAGGGCCUCUUAAGCAGAGAGAGAGAUGUUCUUGUUUCUAAAGCUGCAUUUCCAGUAAACUCCACUGAGGAUAACAGCUCACCUCACCUUGAGAAACUUAACCAACAGCUUCUAUCCAAAGAUGAGCAACUGCUUCACUUGUCGUCACAACUAGAAGACUCUUACAACCAAGUGCAGUCCUUUUCCAAGGCUAUGGCCAGUCUACAGAAUGAGAGAGAUCACCUGCUGAAUGAACUGGGGAAAUUCCGCAAGUCAGAGGAAGGGAAGCAGAGGUCUGCAGCCCAGCCUGCAACCAGCCCAGCUGAAGUACAGAGUUUAAAAAAAGCUAUGUCAUCACUCCAAAAUGACAGAGACCGACUACUGAAAGAACUGAAGAAUCUGCAACAGCAAUACUUACAGACUAAUCAAGAAAUCACUGAGUUACGUCCACUGAAGGCUCAACUUCAGGAGUAUCAAGAUAAGACAAAAACAUUUCAGAUUAUGCAAGAAGAGCUCAGGCAGGAAAACCUCUCCUGGCAGCAUGAGCUGCAUCAGCUCAGGAUGGAGAAGAGUUCCUGGGAAAUUCAUGAGAGGAGAAUGAAGGAGCAGUACCUUAUGGCUAUCUCAGAUAAAGAUCAGCAGCUCAGUCAUCUGCAGAAUCUUCUGAGGGAAUUGAGAUCUUCUUCCUCCCAGACUGAGACCCUCCAAGUGCAGUACCAAAGACAGGCAUCCCCAGAGACAUCAGCUUCCCUAGAUGGAUCACAAAACCUAGUUUAUGAGACAGAACUUCUUAGGACUCAGCUCAAUGACAGCUUAAAGGAAAUUCACCAAAAGGAAUUAAGAAUUCAGCAACUGAACAGCAAGUUCUCUCAACUACUUGAAGAGAAAAAUACCCUUUCAAUUCAGCUCUGCGACACCAGUCAGAGUCUUCGUGAGAAGCAGCAGCACUACAGCGACCUGUUUAAUCACUGUGCAGUCUUGGAGAAGCAGGUUCAGGAGCUGCAAGUGGGCCCAGUAAAUAUAGAUGUUGCUCCAGGAGCUCCCCAGGAAAAGAAUGGAGCUCACAGGAAGAGUGAGCCUGAAGAACUGAGGGAGCCACAGCUAAGCCUUUCUGAAGCCCAGCAGCAGCUGUGCAACACUAAACAGGAGAUGAACGAAUUGAGGAAGCUGCUGGAAGAAGAAAGAGACCAAAGAGUGGCUGCUGAGACUGCCCUCUCCUUGGCUGAGGAGCAGAUCAGGCGGUUGGAGCUCGGUGAAUGGGACUCUGCCCGGUCUCCUAUCAUUGGCUCCUGUGGCACUCAGGAGCAGGCACUGUUAAUAGAUCUUACAGGCAACAGUUGUCGAAGGACCCGGAGUGGUGCUGGAUGGAAGCGCGUCCUGCGUUCUCUCUGUCAUUCCCGGACCCGAGUGCCGCUGCUAGCAGCCAUCUACUUUCUGAUGGUUCAUGUCCUACUCAUUCUGUGUUUCACAGGCCGUCUAUAAACUUAGUUCUCACCUUUCGGAUCACUCCCCUCAGAACAUGGAAUUCCCUCACCUCUAACAUCAAAACCAUCAAUUCCAUUGGAACAGUCUUCCCACUUACAGGUCCUCUCUCCAACUCUCCACAGAAAGUGCCUGCAAAAAGAGGUGGAUGUGAGCACAGGUUAGAGCUGUAGGGCCCAGCGAGUCUGCUCUCUUCUACUGCACGAGCCUGAACACUCUGCAUCAUCUGAGGAGCCCCCAUACUUGGUUCUUGAGCCCAAUAUUUGUUCAGAUUUUACAGGGCCCUGAUCUUUUGUGGUCCUGGGAAAGAUGCUGAGGAAUGUCUUUCAGCCAGGAGGAUGGUUCCAAUAAACCUAAUAAUCUGAAGUCCAGUAUCAUUUUGAUUGAUACUUCUUUUCUUUGUUUUCCUUAUAUUUUCUCCUGCUUCAGGGGGAAGGUGGACCUGCCACAAACAAAGUUCUGGGGAACACUGUCUCCUAGGAUAUCUGAUUAGGUCUCCUGCAAGAUAGGAUGGGAGCUGAAGAACUCCCCAGAGGUUUCAGCUGUUGGAUCCUGGGGGAGGAUAGCAUCUCCUUCCCUGGCUAUUCAGACAUAAUUGGAGUGAGAUUUCAUCCUGGACUGUAAGGAUAGGAGCCCAUUGCUUAUGCCCUUGAUCACAUGUAAACAAAGGUAGUAAGUGGCUUAUGCCUUUCAUUUCACUGAAAGGUAGGAAGAACUGGCUAUGGACAGCACAGCGGGAUUCAGAUUCUUCUCAUUCCUGUGUUACCUGGAUAUGCCUCACUUGUGGGCCCUAAGACAGUACACUAGGAGCCAGUCCUAGGUGAGGCAUUGACUCCCAGUCAGGAAGAUCUGACUGGUCUAACGACCACUCCUAGUCUCUUGAAGUAUGAAGCUACUUUACUGUUGGUGACAGUUAUUCCAGUUUCUCAGUCCCAAAGUCAUCUGCCCUCUGUGGUAACAGAGAGCUGAAGAAAAUGGAGGGAGAAUAUAAAGACAAAAUAUUUAAAUCUAGGCCUGAGAAUGACAGCCAGAAUCGAAUUC